Molecule: messenger RNA, 1949 nt
Organism: Dermacentor albipictus
Lineage: Eukaryota; Metazoa; Arthropoda; Arachnida; Ixodida; Ixodidae
Product: pancreas transcription factor 1 subunit alpha-like
Biological process (GO): regulation of transcription by RNA polymerase II; developmental process
Molecular function (GO): protein dimerization activity; RNA polymerase II transcription regulatory region sequence-specific DNA binding; DNA-binding transcription factor activity, RNA polymerase II-specific
Source: RefSeq, a predicted model, not a curated record
AUGGCGUCCGCUCGACUUCACCCCGCACCGCCAGCGUUUGUCGCACCUGACGGAGGAGGCGGCGGUGGCGUCAGCGGAGCGGCAACGACUGCUGCCGCGGCCGCCGCUGCGGCGGCCGCGGCAUUCCUCGACCUGUCGAGCCACGUGGAGCUCGCCUCGUACCACGACUUCCGGCUCUCCGAGCUGCGCGCCGCCGGUGCGGCAGCCGCGGCGGCGCACGGCUUCGGCGGGCCCUUGGCGCCGUACGCGUUCGAAGCCGGCAGCGGCGGUCCGCCGCCGGACGCCUUCUCGCCCCUGGCCUGGGAAGGCCUGGGCGCGCCUUCGGCCGCCGCGGGUGCCUACCAGUCGGCGUUCGAGUUCGGCCCCUUCGGUAUCGGCGGACACCACUCGGCGGGAGGAGGUGUGUCGGCCCCUUCGUCGGGGUCUCGCUUCCCGGCCAUGACGGUGCAGGGUAAGAGGUCACCCGCGGGGGCUGCCCAGCAGAACGGCUUCGCGUGCCCGCCGCACGGCGGCAGCGGGAAGAGCAAGCCGCGGCGCCGGGUGGCCACCGUGGCUCAGCGCAGGGCGGCCAACAUCCGAGAGCGACGCCGCAUGUUCAACCUCAACAGCGCCUUCGACAAGCUGCGCAAAAAGGUACCGACGUUCGCAUACGAGAAGCGGCUGUCCCGCAUCGAGACGCUCCGCCUAGCCAUCAUGUACAUCGCCUUCAUGACCGAGGUCGUGGGCUGCUCCAAGGACGACGCCGAGCCGUGCGCGGAGGACGCAUUAGUUGCACCAUCUGGCACCGGUAGCGUCGGCGGCUUCCCUCCGCACCACCACCACCACCACCACCAACUCACCGGAGAUGUGCCGCUGGAAGACGCGGCACUCUGGGGCCCGGGGCGGCCGCUGGCUGGAGCCGCGGGCGCCGAUGCCCUGGGCCAUUUGUGCCCGUCCUCGAGGCAAGUGUGACCCCUGACGCUGCUGGAGCCGGCUGCCUACGUGUUUCCCAGGUGAACGCAGACAGCCUCGGUGGCCAGCAGCGGUGGCGCGAGCGAGGCCGAAAGACACACUGCAGGGACGAUUUUGGUUGCGUGUCACAUGUUGCGAUAGUGUCGUGACGCCACGGGCACCACCGUGUGCCAGAAAAAUAUACGAAGCUCUCCACUGGCAAUGUUCGUCAAUAUGUGCCGGUGUCGCCGACUGUGUGAUACGAAAUUCUGCGUUAGAGACAGUCGUGCACCUAGGACACAUUGAAUGAAGUGGUCCUUGGAGCAAGAAUUUAUACAAGCCACAGUGACCCCGUGGCGAGGACGUUGACUGCAUGCUUUGUACGUCAGUGGUUGUUUGCUGCAAGCCUCAAUUUGUCACGUCAAAAGUCUGAUGGUGAUACCAGUGCAGUUUAGCGCAUCUUAUGCUAAUAGACUGAUAAAUUGAAGCAGCCCUUGUGAGCGGCAGCUGAAUACCGAUAGCAUGUAAACUAAACGUGCAAUUUUGCUAGUCGCUUCGUUCAUAAAGAGAGUAAUAUAUUAUGGCCUGAUACUCAGAGGAAUCUUGCAAUCAUUACCAGCGCAAGUUUACCGUAACGACGACGUUGUCACAUCGUGACUCAGUGACUAGAAUUAUAAAGUACCUCUCAGACAAUUACGCUUUGAUUUUAAGGGCCCUGCGAAGAAGUUAUCCCACUGAGAAUCUCGACGAGGAAGCUUGAUGCUACCACCCUUUUUAUUAAUUUUUUUUCGCCACGCUUUGGGCAUGUUUGAGACGACAUAAGCUUGUGAAACUACACCAGGUAUAGCGGUCACAGGUCCAGGUUUAAAUGCCGAGUUAAAAUGAGUCUUAAAGCGCCCCUCACCAGGCCCCAUAGCAAAUUUCGAUUGUGCGCUGGAAGUUGUUACUUUUCCUCUAGAGAGCGUUCUACCGCGAAAAUGUUUCAAAUAGGCUCAUUAAAAGCCGACAUGUAAAUAUUC